AGACGCCGGGAAAAUGGCUGAUGACUUUGGCUUCUUCUCGUCGUCGGAGAGCGGGGCCCCUGAGGCGACUGAGGAGGACCCAGCGGCUGCCUUCCUGGCCCAGCAGGAGAGCGAGAUCGCAGGCAUAGAGAAUGACGAGGGCUUCGGGGCACCUGCCGGCAGUCAGGUGGCCUCCGCGCAGCCGGGACCCGCCAGUGGGGCUGGUUCUGAAGACAUGGGGACUACUGUUAAUGGAGACGUGUUUCAGGAAGCUAAUGGCCCCGCUGAUGGCUACGCUGCAAUAGCCCAAGUUGACAGGCUGACUCAGGAGCCCGAGAGCAUACGCAAAUGGAGAGAGGAGCAGAAGAAACGGCUGCAAGAGCUAGAUGCUGCCUCUAAGGUGACAGAACAGGAGUGGCGGGAGAAGGCCAAAAGGGACCUGGAAGAGUGGAACCAGCGCCAGAGUGAACAAGUUGAGAAGAACAAGAUCAAUAACAGGAUCGCUGACAAAGCAUUCUACCAGCAGCCAGAUGCUGAUAUCAUCGGCUAUGUGGCAUCUGAGGAGGCAUUCGUGAAGGAAUCCAAGGAGGAGACUCCAGGCACAGAGUGGGAGAAGGUGGCCCAGCUCUGUGACUUCAACCCCAAGAGCAGCAAGCAGUGCAAAGAUGUGUCCCGGCUGCGUUCGGUGCUCAUGUCCUUGAAGCAGACGCCGCUGUCCCGCUAGGUGCCUGUCAUAAGCAUGUUCACAAAGCACGGGCCACACCAGGGCAGAGGAGCAGCAGCUGCUUUGGCCAGGGUGGAAACUUCCUCUGGCAGCUGCCACACACAGCCUAUUCCGUUCCUCUCCAUCUCCCGGGGCUGAGAAAGGGGACCCUGACCCCUUUGGUCCCUUGCUCUCUCCUGGCCCUAUGGUCCAGCCCCUCAUGGCUCCUCCUCAGUCCACUCAAUUGUGACUGUCCCUCUUGAUGUAUUUUUUUUUUCUUGCUUAAAGGGUGUGUUGUUAACUCUUUUUACACCUAUUUAUUAUCAUCCUCAUUUCUCUGGAAGCCACAACUGGUGUCAGGGUUCAGUUUAUGCUUAGAACUUUUCCAGUUUCAUGGCCUUGAAGAAGGUAAAGAAUACCUGAAAAGAACAACUUAAAGGAGGAAAGGUUUAUUUUGGCUCACAGUUUUAGAGGUUCAGUCUAUAUAGGUUUAGCAGGCUCCAAGUGGGAGGAGAGGUGGGGGGGAGGGGGAGAGAAAGGGAUCACCCAAAAGGAGGGAAAGAAGGAGCCGGGGAGAAUGCCCCCAGUGACCUACUUCCUUCAUCAAGAUGCCACCCCCCAGUAGUCUAUUUAGUUGUCAAUGGAUUAAUUCACUGGUGAGGUCAAAGCCUUCAUAUUCCAAACAUUACCUAAAAGCCCUACCUCUGAACCUUGCUGUGCUGGGGACCAUGCUUUCAAUACAUGAGCUCUUUGGGGAACAUUUCCAAUCCAAACCAUAACACCUUGGAAGCCUAAGAGCUCCCACCUAGAAGUGGAAGCCCUAACCUGUCUGUUGUCUCCAUACUUAAGAGGAAAGACAACCUCUCAUAGAAUGCGUUUGUAACCCUGAUCCUUUCACAAACCUGUGAAGUAAGAAGGAUUCUGCUGUUUUCACAUGUAGAUAAAGACACUAAGGCUUCCAGUGGGAAGAAACAGGGAAGACCAACAUCCCGUGGUGGCUUUUUCCAAGCCUGGGUAAGAGGCUGGUAAAGGCAGCCUCUGUUGGACACCUUUCCUUGUAGUUGGCUGGGACCUUCUGGAUGUGAAGUGCCCAUUGCUCUGCCUAAUUUAUCCCCUCCUCCAGCUGUACCUGCCUAUGAAUUAGGUAUAACAACCAGCGACCACAGGAGUGGUUACUGAGCUAUAACCCUAGGCCUUUUUAUUUCUUGAGACAGGGUCUCCCUAAGUUGCUAAGGGUCUUGCAAAGUUGUUAAACUCCUGAGUCACUGGGAUUACAGGCUUGUGCCACUAUACCCCCGCUUUUAAAAAAAAUUGAGUAUUUGCCAACAGUGUUAGUUCCCUAGGGCCACUGUAACAAAGUAGUACAAACUAGGUUACAACAACAGAAAUUGUCUCCAGGUUGGGGGUGUACCCUGGCCAAGCAUGUAUAAUGCACUGGGUUCGAUCCCCAGCACCACCAAAGAAAAAAUAAAUUUGUUGUCUCAUA
Molecule: messenger RNA, 2168 nt
Organism: Ictidomys tridecemlineatus (thirteen-lined ground squirrel)
Lineage: Eukaryota; Metazoa; Chordata; Mammalia; Rodentia; Sciuridae
Gene: Cltb
Product: clathrin light chain B
Biological process (GO): clathrin-dependent endocytosis; intracellular protein transport
Cellular component (GO): postsynaptic endocytic zone cytoplasmic component; clathrin coat of trans-Golgi network vesicle; plasma membrane
Molecular function (GO): structural molecule activity; clathrin heavy chain binding
Source: RefSeq, a predicted model, not a curated record